This is a messenger RNA of Fusarium verticillioides 7600, 1987 nucleotides long. RefSeq lists its product as hypothetical. The record is from RefSeq and is a predicted model, not a curated record. Lineage: Eukaryota; Fungi; Ascomycota; Sordariomycetes; Hypocreales; Nectriaceae. Gene Ontology annotation, biological process: DNA-templated transcription. The transcript has 2 exons. Gene Ontology annotation, cellular component: nucleus. Bases 8 to 1927 code for a protein of 639 amino acids. Gene Ontology annotation, molecular function: DNA binding; DNA-binding transcription factor activity, RNA polymerase II-specific; zinc ion binding.
ACUUCUCAUGAUGCGUAAAUACAUGAGCAAGCGGCAAAGACCCUGCGACUUCUGCCGCUCUCGUAAAACUGCGUGUCGAAUCGAGUCCUCCCCUCCAUGUCGGUUAUGUCAGCAAUACGGGAAGGAAUGCACUUUUGUGGAGGCCGCCCGACCUCGGAAGAGGCAACAAACAGCAGAGACAAGCCCUGAAUCUCAUGAUGCAGAGGAUGCGAUUGGACCAUCGAGUGGAAUUGCAGAAGAACCUAUCUCGUCCGUUAAUCACGACGAUAUCUCGCCGGCGGAAUCAGGCGGCUUUCCCGACAUCAACAUGGACUUCCUUCACGAUCUUGACAUAGAAGGUUCUGAGUAUCAGUUCAUGUUCCAAACACCAGUUAACAACCCUCCAUCCACCGCGGCUGACUCACUAGAUGGGCCCAGCAAGACAUAUCCGUUGCUGGAUGGAUAUGAGAAUAUUCACCCAGAAACCCUUGGGCUCAGUGGAGAUAUGGAUCCUUAUCUGCUCCAGCGCUAUCAAUCAGAUGAGCAUGGUACCUUCAAGUUCAAGCAGCUCGCCAUUAGAUCAGUGAACAGCAACCCGCCAGUUCAGUUCCUUGUUUCGCAACCAUCGCUGUUUGCCCAAAGUCGAAGAGAAGCAGGGCACAGCGGCGUUCCUAUAUCUGCGCAAAGAGCGGAACUCGAGAAGACUGUCUCUCAAAAUAUGGGCAAAAGGUUGAUAAGUCUUUACGACAGAUUUAUUGCACCACAUUACCCGAUAUUCUCAACAGAGUCUCCUCCAGAUCCUGUAACGAGUUCGCCUUGUUUGUUGGCAGCCAUCUACUCAAUUGCACUACCUUUCGCCAUGUACGACGACCAACUCUGCAUUGACAUAGCGUAUGACUCACCUGAUGCCGAAGACCUGGCCCAUCUCAUCAAUACCGCGAUUGCUUUCGACAUUCACUCACCAAAUAUUGCCACUGUGCAAACUCUCUUCUUACUUAUAGUCAGACCUUCCUCGAACCCCCUUGUAUCAGAUGCAUCGUAUCGAUGGACCACAAUGGGAACGCUGGUCUCAGCAGCUACAAACAUCGGGCUCCAUCUUGACCCCUCCCUCUGGAAUAUCCCAUCGGCUCAAAUAGCUGCUCGACGUAGACUGUCCUUCUUCAUCUUCGCGAUGGAUAAGUGGUUAGCAGCCGCUUUGGGAAGGCCACCUCAUAUCAGCCGCGAGAACUGGUUGGUAGACGAGCUGUCGGCUCACGAUGAACUUGCUUCUAGCCUCGAUGCAUCGCAGUGGACCAGCAUAACGUCCUUCUCGGCUCUCACAUCCUGUCUUGGUAAUACCCUUGACCGGCUUUACUCUCUUCGAUCAUCAAGUCUAAGUCGGAGGCCAGAAGAGCUACAAACAACUGUGUUUGAACUUUCAGGGUCUUUGGAACGUAUUCAACCCGAUAGAGCAAGCUCAAUUGAUUCCGAUAGCGACAGGUCGAUGCCUGGAAUGGCCAUCAAACUCGGCCACUAUUACACACAACUACUAAUACUGCGCGCUGCAGUUCACGCCCAAGAUUCUCACCCUUCAGCAUCCACUUUAGAUCAAUGGUCUCCGCGCGAGAGCCUGAUGAUAGUCCUGGAACAAUAUUCUGACUUUCUCAAAACUCUGAAAAGCGAUGAAACAGCAGAACACUGGCCCCCUUGGUGCCAAAGUGCAUUCUCGUCACUCUGCUUUGCCAUGUUAUUCAUGUUUGUCUCAGCCACUACAUACGAAGAAGCACUCUCAUCGAUGGAGCUUCUCCAAGCGACGCGGAAGCAAAUGCGUCUCAAAGCCAAUGCUUUUGUAGUCAUUCGACUGGGUCUACUGAGGAUGGAUGCCAUAUUCUGGCGAGGGGUCGACCAAGUUCUCAAAUUGGAACCGCAUGUGAAGCUUGCGUUAGACGCGUCAAAGCAGGCAACAUAAAAUUACAGAUCUAUAUACUUUUGCUUACAAUAAUGACCUGGUCGGAAGGGUGCUCAGAAU